CCAUUUAAUGUUAUAAGCUCUUUUUUAUAGCGUCAUAUCAGCUUUGGGAAUUGGUUUUUAGGGUUUCAGCAAGAAGAAAAAGGAUGGAGAAUCUGCCUCCAGGGUUCAGAUUCCAUCCCACAGAUGAAGAACUCAUCACUUACUAUCUUUCCCACAAGGUGUCCGAUAUCAGCUUCACUUCCAAAGCUAUUGUCGAUGUUGAUCUCAAUAAAUCUGAACCUUGGGAUCUUCCAGCCAAGGCAUCAAUGGGGGAGAAAGAAUGGUACUUCUUUAACUUGAGAGACCGGAAGUACCCGACUGGGCUUCGAACAAACCGAGCCACCGAAGCCGGGUAUUGGAAAACCACCGGCAAAGACAAGGAGAUCUUCCGAGCAGGCGGCAUUCUUGUUGGGAUGAAGAAAACCCUAGUUUUCUACAAGGGAAGAGCCCCCAAGGGUGAGAAAAGUAAUUGGGUCAUGCAUGAAUAUAGACUUGAAAACAAAAACCCUUUCAAAGCCACAAAGGAGGAAUGGGUGGUGUGUAGGGUAUUCCAAAAGAGUGCAGCAUUGAAGAAACCCCAGCCAAGUUCAUCCUCUCAACCAUCGCUUGGAUCUCCAUGUGAUGCAAAUUCAAUCGUGAAUGAGUUUGGCGACGUUGAGCUACCAAACUUGAAUAUCAAUGCCAGGGGCAUUGCAAACCCCAGCUACAGUAACACUGUUAACCUUGCUCAUGUGAAUCCCAUGAACUUAAACCUGGAUUUUGGAGCAGCAGCAAGCUUUCCAUCGUCUCUCUCUUGGCCUUCCACCAUUCUAAACCCUAAUCUUUCCAUGAAUUCCUUUCUGCUCAAGGCAUUGCAGCUUAGGAAUCUUCAACCAAGAGAUUUUACAGCUAUGGAUUAUUCGAUUCUGUCGUCAACACAAGGGAUUAAUAUCCCUCCAUACGCAACAGAUUUAGCUUCUUCUUCCAAGGUUGUAGUUCCUUUGCAUCAACAACAACAACAGCAACAACAACAACAUGAGCAACCAUUCAACAUGGACUCCAUGUGGUGA
Molecule: messenger RNA, 1028 nt
Organism: Hibiscus syriacus
Lineage: Eukaryota; Viridiplantae; Streptophyta; Magnoliopsida; Malvales; Malvaceae
Product: NAC domain-containing protein 100-like
Exons: 3
Coding region: 84-1028 (314 amino acids)
Biological process (GO): regulation of DNA-templated transcription
Molecular function (GO): DNA binding
Source: RefSeq, a predicted model, not a curated record